CAAAGGCAUAGAGCGGGUCAGAGGAAGGGAAAAGAUUAAAAUGAGGAUGGCUCUAGCAAGUGUCAAGGACUUAGGAUGCAAAGUCCCAUGAAUGCCUCUCACAGAUUUAUGUAACCCUUAUGUGACAAAACAGAUGCAGUCAUUCAUCAUAAUAAAUAGAACAUGGGCAUCCUAGAACGUUUAAACUCUGGAGAGGUUGUGAUUGGAGAUGGAGGGUUUGUCUUUGCCCUGGAGAAGAGGGGCUAUGUGAAGGCAGGCCCAUGGACCCCAGAAGCUGCUGUGGAACACCCAGAAGCUGUUCGCCAGCUUCAUAGAGAGUUCCUCAGAGCUGGAUCGAAUGUCAUGCAGACCUUCACAUUUUAUGCCAGUGAAGACAAGCUGGAAAACAGAGGAAACUAUGUUGCUGAGAAGAUAUCAGGGCAGAAAGUCAAUGAAGCUGCUUGUGACAUUGCCCGACAAGUGGCUGAUGAGGGAGAUGCUUUGGUGGCAGGAGGAGUGAGUCAGACACCUUCGUAUCUUAGCUGCAAGAGUGAAACUGAAGUUAAAAAAGUAUUUCAGCAACAAUUAGAGGUCUUUAUGAAGAAGAACGUGGACUUCUUGAUUGCUGAGUAUUUUGAACAUGUUGAAGAAGCUGUGUGGGCAGUUGAAGCCUUGAAAUCAUCUGGGAAACCAGUGGCAGCGACCAUGUGCAUCGGCCCGGAGGGAGACCUGCAUGGAGUGCCCCCGGGCGAGUGUGCAGUUCGCCUGGUUAAAGCAGGAGCUUCCAUCAUCGGUGUGAACUGCCACUUUGACCCCACAAUUAGUUUGCAAACAGUGAAGCUCAUGAAAGAAGGCUUGGAGGCUGCCAGGUUGAAAGCCCACCUGAUGGCUCAGCCCUUGGCCUACCACACCCCUGACUGCAGCAAACAGGGAUUUAUUGAUCUUCCGGAAUUCCCCUUUGGACUGGAACCCAGAGUUGCAACCCGAUGGGAUAUUCAAAAAUAUGCCAGAGAGGCCUACAACCUGGGUGUCAGGUUUAUUGGGGGGUGCUGUGGAUUUGAGCCCUACCACAUCAGGGCCAUUGCAGAGGAGCUGGCCCCUGAAAGGGGAUUUUUGCCACCAGCUUCAGAAAAGCAUGGCAGCUGGGGAAGUGGUUUGGACAUGCAUACCAAACCUUGGAUUAGAGCCAGGGCCAGGAAGGAAUACUGGCAGAAUCUUAGGAUCGCCUCUGGCAGGCCAUACAACCCUUCAAUGUCAAAGCCAGAUGCCUGGGGAGUGACCAAAGGAACAGCUGAGCUGAUGCAGCAGAAAGAAGCCACAACUGAGCAGCAGCUGAGACAGCUCUUUGAAAAACAAAAAUUCAAAUCUUCACAGUAACCUCGGUAGAACCCAUUUCUACUGAAUUCCUCUAUGCUUGGACCACAGUUCCUAAAGAUAAGGAAAAGAUGGUUAAACAGCAAUGCUUGUUUAAUGCCAGCCUACACAUAAAAAUAUUAGCUGUACAAAAUAGAAUUGCACGUAGCACUUGAUAACUUUGAAAGUAUGUUUUAGAAGUUUACUUAGAAGCAAAAUAAAAAAAUAAAUCUUAAGCAGGUUUACUUAGCACCCAUUGUGCAGAAGGUAUUAAGGAAAUCUCUGUGACUAAGGAAAAGUAAUCCCUACAUUAAUCCUACUUCAAGAAGUUUGCAGGCUUGUAAGGAAGAUGAGACAUGAACUGAUAAUAAAUGACUCGCACCUGGACAGGGACAGAUAAAAUGCUAUGGGGAAGUGACGUCCAAACUCUUUUGAACAUGACCUUUAGUAAGAAACACAAUUUAUAUAAAUGACCCAGUAAAGCACAUUACCACAAACCUUUGAAAUAAAAUUGUGAUCCAUUCUCAUAUCUCUGGUAUCUUCUAUUCCAUUCCUUCCCAUUCCUAUUUUAUUACUAAAAUAUGCUAGUUGUGACAUUUCAAAUUGAUUUUGUGAACCAUUACUGGGUUUUGACUCACACUUUGAAAAGCACUGCCAUGGGACACUUUUUAAAAUUUAUUCUUAGAAAAUUGGAUAGGACCCAAUCUGUAAGUAUCCAAGCCCAGAGUGCAGCUCUCAGAAUUCCAGAGUUUUUCUCUUUCUUGAUCCAUUUUUUUACUACUAAGAAACAUACAGACCAACAGAGGGGGGUGAGCAGAUAUAAGUAUGUAGGCCUUCUACAUCCUGCUCAAAAUUGUACCCACCUAAAUGCCUCCCAUUGGUAAGACUGAGUAGUAGAAUAUGUGUUACUUUGGUAGCUUUGGGGGAAAAAAGUAGAAUAAAAAAAGAGAU
Messenger RNA from Talpa occidentalis (Iberian mole), 2283 nucleotides. RefSeq names its product betaine--homocysteine S-methyltransferase (gene BHMT). Gene Ontology annotation, molecular function: betaine-homocysteine S-methyltransferase activity; zinc ion binding. NCBI's taxonomy places the organism in Eukaryota, Metazoa, Chordata, Mammalia, Eulipotyphla, Talpidae. The coding region runs from base 163 to 1356 and encodes 397 amino acids. The transcript is spliced from 8 exons. The record is from RefSeq and is a predicted model, not a curated record.